AGCGCGGAGCGUUAGUUCCCUGAACGCCGGUGCUCGGUGGCAGUAGCCUCGGAUGUUGGCCCACCGAGUGCCGGGCAAAAGCUCCGCUGGCCUCUGGUGGGGAGCAGCUCGUGUGCGGGUCGCGGCGGGAGAGAGGCGCGGUAGGAACGAGUCCCCAGAGCCGUCAACCGCGGGAACAACUUUUUGACGUGAAGGAACAUAGAAAUUUAGCUAUAAAAUUCUAUCCAAAACUUCUACUGAAUUGAAACUUGUGUUGUUCCCCCUCCAGGAGCGUCUCAAAACAGAGGAGUGAAAGGGAAGCAAUGCAGAAAUCAGAGGGCUCUGGAGGUACACAGUUGAAAAACAGAGCAAGAGGUGACUAUGAUCAAAGGACAUCAUCAAGCACACAGAUAAAACACGGGAAUACAGUUCAAAGAAACAAAUCCUCAUUGUCAACCAGUUCUCCAGAGUCUGCAAGAAAACUUCAUCCUCGACCAAGUGAUAAACUGAACCCUAAAACAAUUAACCCGUUUGGUGAACAGUCACGAGCGCCUUCUGCCUUUGCAGCUAUUUACUCUAAAGGAGGUAUUCCUUGCAGAUUGGUACAUGGUUCAGUAAAACACAGAUUACAGUGGGAAUGUCCUCCUGAAAGUCUUUCAUUUGAUCCACUUCUUAUUACUUUAGCUGAGGGUCUGAGAGAAACCAAGCAUCCAUACACCUUUGUAUCAAAGGAGGGUUUUAGAGAAUUACUUUUGGUCAGAGGUGCUUCUGAAAAAGCUGUUCCUUUGCUACCUAGACUGAUUCCUGUGCUAAAGGCAGCUCUGGUCCAUUCGGAUGAUGAAGUGUUUGAAAGAGGAUUGAAUGCCCUAGUUCAGCUAAGUGUUGUUGUUGGUCCUUCUCUAAACGACCAUCUGAAGCAUCUGCUUACAAGCGUGGGUGGGGGAUGUAGAAAUAAGCAGCAAGGACAUCUGCUGAGAAUAUUGGGAUGGAGUCAAGGGGUAGUGAUAUGUAGAGAAAAGGAGUCACACUGGAUCCUUCCUCAAAGUCAGUCAAGCAAGGCUUCCUAAAUAGCCUCUCAGUCCCACCUCCAGUGGCAGAAAAGGCCAGAUUAACAAUUGUAUACAUUUGUUUUUUAAUCUUUCUGGGUAAGUGGCAUUUAUCUUUGGUCACUUGCAUUCCUUCUCAGAGCUCUCAUUUUCCUAGACAAGGACUGACUGAAAGGUUAUCGAGCUUUCCUGGGCUGCCAGCAUUUUGGGAAGACCUAGACAGCACCCUGACCGUCAGAUCCUGAUAUUAUAUAAAGAGCUCUAGAAAUAGGUUGUGUGAGGGUUAGUUCCUGAUCUGUUACCACUCACUAUGAGACAGACACCACUGAGGAUGUCAGUGAGUUGCUAUCAGACCCCCUUCGUCCCUCACCCCCAUCUUCCAUACCUUUCAGCCUCAAAGCCUUCUUUUUCAUCUGGUUUAUAGACUUCCACAUUAGAUGCUUAUUGGAAGAAGGGGUAUUCUUCUAGAAGAAAUUUUUCAAAACCAGUUACUGAACCCCUAUAUACAACUCAUUUUUUCCUCUAUGCAAAAUAAAUUAUACCUUUUCUGAGCUGCAAAUGUAUGGGACUUUAAAAAGGGAAUAAAUCACCUGAAAAUCUUGCUUAAAAUGCAGAAUCUGGGCUUCUGCCCUGGGAUUCUGGUUAAGUAUGGCAUGAGACCCAAGAAUCUGCAUUUUUAAACAGCAUCGCAAGUGAUUCUGAUGCUGAUGGCCCCUGGAUCUGCCUAUUAACCUCUGUGCUAUACAGGGUGUAUACAGAUUCAGUAGGGUAAUGCAGUGUGAAGAAAGCAACUGGAAGACUGGAGAGGGACGCUCUCCAUCCCCAGGGCAUUCACUAUUACUAAAUUACUCAUGUAAAUCCUCUGUCCUUUGUCCUCUCUUCCCUUUUUAUUGCGGGAAAAUGUGUGCUUUAGAGGCAAAGCUUUCCAUCAUGGUCCUCAAUGCUCUUGCAGAUUACAAAAUCGCAAAAUAUGCUAUUUUAUAGAAAACUUCAGAUAGCAUACUGUAGCAGAUUUUAUAGGAUUGGUUUUACUUGAAAUAAUGUGAAUUGUUUUUUAAAACAAAUACAGAGGUACCUAUAACGCAAAUCUCAAUGAGAUGCUUCCUAAGAGAAGCCUUGAAAUCUAAAACAAAGGGUGCUUCUGAAGAUUUACUUAUGCAUAUGGUGAUGUUAAGUUUAAAGUCAUUUUGU
Molecule: messenger RNA, 2216 nt
Organism: Rhinopithecus roxellana (golden snub-nosed monkey)
Lineage: Eukaryota; Metazoa; Chordata; Mammalia; Primates; Cercopithecidae
Gene: PACRGL
Product: parkin coregulated like
Exons: 10
Coding region: 303-1046 (247 amino acids)
Source: RefSeq, a predicted model, not a curated record